AUGCUGGGCUGGAUUAAGUGCCUGCUGAGGAUGGUGGUUCAGCGAGUUGGGCUCAGCAUGCAGUCGGUACUUUGGUCUGGAAAGCCAUAUGGUUCAUCUCGAAGUAUCGUAAGGAAGAUUGGUACCAACUUGUCUCUUAUUCAGUGUCCAAGAGUUCAGUUUCAGCUUACCAGCCAGGCAACAGAAUGGAGCCCCGCCCACCCGGGAGAGAACGUGGUGGCAUCUUUUGCUGAUGUUGGAUGGGUAGCCACAGAAGAAGGGGAGUGUUCAACAAGACUCAGGGCAGAGGUCAGGGCCAAGUCUCCCCUUGAGGAUGACCGUCCUUGCUCUGAGGAGCCCCCAAGCACGCACAUUACUUUACCAAACUUGUCUCAAGAUGAGCCUCCUCCAAAGACAACACUGGCCAGUGAGGAGGCCUUGCAGAAGAUCUCCGCACUUGAGAAUGAGCUUGCUGCCCUUAGAGCUCAGAUUGCCAAGAUUGUGACCCUGCAGGAACAACAGAGUCUUAAUGCAGGUCACUGUAGCACCACUGUAGCACCACCACCACCACCGCCCCCUCCUCCACCACCGCCCCCUCCUCCCCCUCCAUCAAUGCUCCACCAAAGUAUGUCUGCCGUUGAUCUGAUUAAAGAGCGAAGAGAGCAAAGACUCAGUGCUGGGAAGACUCUGGCUAAGAGCCACCCGAAGCCGCCUGAUAUGCCGAACAUGCUAGAGAUCCUAAAAGACAUGAACAAUGUGAAGCUGCGGUCAGUCAAGAGAUCGGAGAAAGAUGUAAAGCCUAGGCCAGUGGAUGCUACUGACCCUGCUGCCCUCAUAGCAGAGGCUCUGAAAAAGAAGUUUGCCUAUCGGUAUCGACACAAUAGCCAGGGUGAAGUUGAGAGAGGAAUUCAAAAGCCAGAACCGGAGGCUACCUCAGAGCCAGCCCUGUUUGGUCCGCAUAUAUUGAAGUCUACAGGGAAAAUGAAGGCUUUAAUUGAAAAUGUUCCGGACUCCUAAUGGACAAUGAGUUCAGAAAGACUCCUGGUUCACCUGUUGGCUUGCAGAGCUGAGUGUGGCUGGUAGAGAUCACCAGUGUGUAGUAAAUUCCUGGCGGUAGUAUUCAUUGGUCUCCUUCUUAGCCUAAUUAGAGGAGUGAGAGGUAGUGGAAGCACCAGAGGUUGGUUUGGCUCUUAGGAGAUCUCGGCCAGGUCUGGAGCUUUCCUUAAUACACAUGUAUUAUGACAUGUUUUUAAUAGGUUUAAUAUUUGUAGGGUCUCAGAAUUCAGACAUGCCAUUUGUGGAUGUUGCUGUUCAUUCUCAAUUCUUAACACUACCUGUUAAUGUUUUAUAUGCACACAUUUGUGUAUAAAACAGUAUGUAAAAACUCGUGAGGAAUGCUAUCAGUGAGAAUCCUGUUAUCUUGAGUUUACUGGUCAGUGAGGGAGGAGCCGGUGUGCCCUGUUAGUGGAGGACAGUGUUGGAGAUGGGAGUGCUUUGAAUAGGAUUUACAAAUGUUCUCAUUGUUUCUUUCCUCCUGGAGCUGAGUUUACAUAAGCAGCAACAGAUGUUUACUGCUGAGUUUCCAUAUUGCUUUCUGUUAGAGGGAACCGAGGGCCCGGAAGGCUAAGCCUCAUUGCCAUCCAAUCCUAGGAAGUCAAUGUACUUCUCAAGUAGUAACAAAUCCAAUUAUUGAAUUAAAUCUCUUUUUAAAUAAAAGCCAGAAUGUACCAUCUUUCUUUUCAGUUUAAUGAAUGGCCUCAAAAAGAUGAUUUAUUGCUAAAUUAGGUUUUAAGUUGUCCAAGUUUACUAUUGACAUGAUGAAAAAGUUUACUAUUGACAUGAUUAAACACAAUGACCAAAAAAGCAACUUGGGAAGGCAAGGGUUUGUUCAUCAAAGUUCCACGUAAUAGUUUGUCAUCAAAAGCAGCGAGAGCAGGAACGCAGACAGGGCAGGCUCCCGAAGCAGGAGCUGAUGUGAAGGCCAUGGAGGGUGCUGCUUACUGGCUCGUUUCCUAGGGAACCCAGGACCACCAGCCCAGGGGUGACUCCAUCCACCAUGGGCUGGGCCUUCCAUCAUCAAUCACUAACUAAGAAAAUGCCUUACAGCUGGGUCUUAAUGGCGGCGUUUUCUUAGUUUGGGUUCCCUCCUCUCAGAUGACUCUAACUUGUGUCAAGCUCACACAGAACUAGCCAGCACAAUACAAAGUGUCAGCAUAACUAAAUUUAUAAAUUUUAAAUAUUGGUCAAAAUAUCCUUUCUAAUGAAACAUUACUGACUAGGUGCAUAAAUACCUUUUCAGUUGUUUAUCAUUGGUCAGCCGAUUGAUUACGUUAUGCAGAUAACCGUAGGCGUUUCUAGAAAGUUGAAAACUGCCUUUUAUUAUCCAGGGCUUGAAAGGACUUGUUAUAAUUUAAAGUACUUAAGUUUUCAUGAUUUUUGUUUCCGAUAAGUUCAAAUGUCUUUAAUAUCAGAAUCUCUUACCAUGAGUAAAUCUUUGUAUUAUUUAAGUCUAGCGAUUAGUUGUUCUUCCCAGGAGAAUUAAGAGAUGGGAAGUGUAGAUAGGUAUUUUAAGUUAUUGAAAAUAUGUGCUCUAAAUCUUUAACAAAGAUUGAACUAUUUUUCAUAGUUUAGUUUAAAAUGUGGUAUGUUAUUAAUGUAUAUUGUUUCUAAAUGUUUUCUAUGGUUUGAAUACUGUCUUUUAUGAGAUUCAGAAAAUUCGUCUGACCACAUAUUUUGACCUAAGAAAUUUAUCUCAGUAUUGAAUUUGGCUAGCAUUCCAAUAUAUGAAAGUUAUUAUUUUAAAAUAAAGCAAGCUGUUGAGUUUUCUUUU
Molecule: messenger RNA, 2809 nt
Organism: Microtus ochrogaster (prairie vole)
Lineage: Eukaryota; Metazoa; Chordata; Mammalia; Rodentia; Cricetidae
Gene: Mtfr1
Product: mitochondrial fission regulator 1
Exons: 7
Coding region: 1-996 (331 amino acids)
Biological process (GO): aerobic respiration; mitochondrial fission
Cellular component (GO): mitochondrion
Source: RefSeq, a predicted model, not a curated record